Molecule: messenger RNA, 1154 nt
Organism: Thermothielavioides terrestris NRRL 8126
Lineage: Eukaryota; Fungi; Ascomycota; Sordariomycetes; Sordariales; Chaetomiaceae
Exons: 3
Molecular function (GO): O-methyltransferase activity
Source: RefSeq, a predicted model, not a curated record
AUCAUGAUGCUCGUCGAGCUGGGCAUCUUGGACGCGCUUGUCGGGAGCGAAGCACAAACAACUACCUCCUCUGAACUGGCGAAAGCGUCCGGCUGCAAUGAAGGAGUCGUGGUGCGUCUGAUGCGUCUGGCCUGUUCGUUAUGCUUUUGCGAUGAAGUAGGCGAACAGACAUAUCGCGCGAACAAACUCACGUCCUUGCUGGUGCAGCCGGGCUGGAGAGGAGCCAUGCGCUGGAUGGAAAUCAUCUACCCGGUAGCGGCCGACAUGCGUCGCUUUUUGACCUCGACCAACUUCGGCCGAGUUCUGGACCCCCCGGUCACGGCUUUCGAGUUCGUGCACAAACGAUCCAUGUGGCAGGUCCUGGAAAACCAGCCAGAGCAGCGCACAAACUUCGACUUGUGGAUGCGCGAGCGGAAGAGACAUGAGGAAACGCUCUGGCAUAGGCGUUACCCAGCCUGUACAGCGCUGUCCCAUGACAACCUGAAGAGCGGACCGGAUGCGGUCCUCAUGGUGGAUGUGGGCGGGGCCAACGGCUCGCAGUUGAUCAACUUCAAGAAGCAGUUUCCGCACCUCCCAGGCCGCUACGUCCUGCAGGAUCUUCCCGAGUCGCUUGCCGCCAUGAGGCAGCCCCCGGAUGGCAUCGAAGUCAUGGCCUACGAUUUCUUCUCACCACAGCCCAUCAAGGGUGCACGAUUCUACUACUUCCGCGCCGUGUUCCACAACUGGCCAGAGCAAAAGUGCAUCGAGAUUCUCCGCAACCUCGUUCCAGCCAUGGAUCCUGAGUAUUCGACCCUGUUGAUCGACGACUAUGUCCUCCCAAAUACAGGUGUCCAGCUCCACAGUGCAGUUGCUGACAUUCACAUGAUGUGCAUGUUCAAUUCUUCUGAAAGGACCAAGAAGGAGUAUGACACUAUUCUUGAGAAGGCGGGGCUAGAAAUCGUUGCCAUCUACCCAGCUGGAGUGAACGAGGAGUGCGUUCUUGAGGUGAGGGUAUCCAGCAGCCGAGGUCGACCUGUCCUCAACGGAUUCAAAAAGGCGGCACCCUCAAGAGAAGAUGAGUGAGCAGGGGGGUGAGGGUCGUAGAGCAGCCAGAUGAAUACGCAUUUUGCUUCAUUUGCAAAAUAAUAACAAACGUCAAAUGUGGUGAAAAUUCC